This is a messenger RNA of Drosophila virilis, 1726 nucleotides long. Its product is annotated as carboxypeptidase B. Gene Ontology annotation, molecular function: metallocarboxypeptidase activity; zinc ion binding. NCBI's taxonomy places the organism in Eukaryota, Metazoa, Arthropoda, Insecta, Diptera, Drosophilidae. Gene Ontology annotation, biological process: proteolysis. The record is from RefSeq and is a predicted model, not a curated record.
UUUGGAUAUAUUCUUUACAAAUAUAUAUUUUUAAACUCUUUUAAUACCAAGAGCCCUAUAAUCGUAUAAGUAAAGGUUCAUAGGAGCAAUGGAAUGUGGAACAGUUGAAUUUCACUUGUGUUAACUUUGCACUGAAUUCGGAACAGAUGAAAUAUGUUUUUGGAUGGACAGUGUAACUUGGUGCCCGUCAAAUAUCAUGUCAACGCAAAAGUGAAAAGUGCGGGGUCGGAACAAUCGGCGCAGACAUGUGUAUAUAAACAAACCUAUAUACAGCUAUGUAUUUACGUAGAGACAUCCGAAUGCAUUUGCAGGAACAUCGCCCACGACGCAACCAGUUGAUUUAUACGGAAAACAAGCUAUACCAAGUACACGGUGCAGCAUGGCGAUGAGAGCGCCUUUCGCUAUAUGGUCGAUCUGCAGACGAACGAUACCGAGGUGGACUUCUGGCUGCUCACCCGGAACAUGUCUGUGCUGACGGUGGGUCCGCAGCGUAAGCCACAGUUCGAGUCGCGCCUGUCUCAGUUGGGUGUGGAAUAUCAGACCCAGCCACUGAUGGAUCUAAUGGCAUCGCUAGAAGCGAAUAGCACCUAUGCGGAUGCCGAUGACUUGGAUGAAUGCCAGCCGGGGAGUUGCGAGUCGGAGCGUCCACACAAUCGACAGCGUCGUCAGGCACGCGGCUUCUUCUCGCAUUAUCCGCGCUAUCAUGAGAUACUCAACUUCAUGAGCGGCUUGGCUGCACGUUAUCCACAGUACUGCCGCUACGAAUCGCUGGGUCGCUCCAACGAGGGCCGUCACAUUGCCGGCCUGUCCAUAUCGCUGAACCAGCGUGUUCGCCCGCGCCGUGUGGCCUACAUUCAGGCAGCUGCCCAUGGCAGGGAGUGGAUCACAACGCAGACGGUGCUCUACUUGGCCUACGAGCUGCUCAGCAAUCUGCGCGCAUUCCAGCGGGUACUGAACGAUGUCGAGGUGUUCCUUGUGCCGCUCGUCAAUCCCGAUGGCUAUGAGUACACGCACACAACGGAUCGUUUCUGGCGCAAGAAUCGCCAUCGCUAUGCUGGUCAUUCCUGCAGCGGGGUGGACAUCAAUCGUAACUUUGGCAAUCACUGGAACUAUCAGGGCGCCAGCCAGAAUCUCUGUUCGGAGGUCUAUUCGGGCACGGCGCCAAAUUCGGAGCCGGAAACAUCGGCGGUGGUUCGCUAUCUGGAAUUCAAUCGUCAUCGUGUGAAGCUCAGCCUGGAUGUGCACUCAUUCGGCAAAUUCAUUUUUUAUCCCUACGGCUAUGCGAGAAACACAGUGCCACCAACCGUCGGCACAUUGCGCUCCGUGGCAUCGCGGGCCGCCAACCAAAUCGGCAAAUAUCGCGGCACACGAUACACCAUCGGCACCUCCGCCUCCAUACUGUACGAGGCUUCUGGCAGUCUGGAUGACUUUGCCUAUGGCAGCCUGGGCAUACCCUUGUCCUACACGGUUGAGCUACCCGGCGAUGAAUUCCAUGUGCCCUCCUAUGAUAUCAUACACGUCUGCAAGGAGACAUUUGCCGGUUUCGUCGAGUUCAUCCGGCACGUUAGUCUCUAUUAAGUAUUUUGGCCGUCCUUAGCAUUUAAGCAAUUGAAUUUAUAAUUGUUAAUUUAACUAAUUAGUGUCAUUGUUGUUAGGCAUUAAAGUGAGAAAGUGAGACAAAAGAUAACAAAUACACGGUUUGAUGUUCGUUAGCGGUAACUUAAAA